Messenger RNA from Trichoplusia ni (cabbage looper), 4932 nucleotides. It is a transcript of the gene SCRB3, whose product is annotated as protein croquemort-like. The transcript is spliced from 11 exons. The record is from RefSeq and is a predicted model, not a curated record. Bases 232 to 1716 code for a protein of 494 amino acids. Lineage: Eukaryota; Metazoa; Arthropoda; Insecta; Lepidoptera; Noctuidae. Gene Ontology annotation, molecular function: scavenger receptor activity. Gene Ontology annotation, cellular component: cytoplasm; membrane.
GGACGUGAAUUUGUUUAAUUAUUUAUUACGUUUUAUAAUUAAAUUAAAUGCUAUUGUGGGGUUUCGAACAAAUCAUUAAAAUGUGUAGAAGUGGUGUACAUACUUUAUAUUGUAUAUAAGUGAUAGCAUUAAAGAAUACACAUUCAUUAUCGUAAUUGGAUAAGUGCUUUGUGAAGUAUUAUUUUACAAAAACAAAUAUUACAAAAACGUAAUAAUUAAACACAAUUUACAAUGGUGUCGCCAAACGUGAAAAGCGGUGUUCUGAUGGGAUGUGGCUCCGUCACCGUCGUGCUCGGUGCAAUUAUGGCCAUAUUCUGGCCACUGAUCUUCUCAACACAGCUGCAAAAGAUGAUGGUCGUCUCAAAAGACUCAAUGUCGUUCGAGAUUUGGCGGGAGACGCCCAUACCCAUGUACUUGGAGUUCCACUUCUUCAACAUCACGAAUGUUAACGAGCUGCUGGCUGGCAAGCGGGAACCUAUUAAGGUCGUGGAGAUGGGACCAUACGUGUACCGAGAGUCACAUGCCAAGGUGAAUUUAUCGUGGAACGACAACAGUACGCUGACGUUCUACAACCAGCGUUACUGGCACUUCGAGCCGGAGAUGUCCAACGGCACCCUCGAGGACAUGAUCACCAGUAUCAACCCUAUCGUCGUGACGAUACCAUACAUACUGCGCUACCAAGGCCGGUUUGUCAAAGAAGCUGUGAACUUCUUCGUCGGAGGCUUCCACAAGAACAUCUUCGUGACGGCCAACGUAUCCUCAUGGCUGUUCGAGGGUAUCAGCGAUCCUGUCCUGACGAUUGCAUCGCACUUCCCCAACCUGCCCUUGGACAUACCGUAUGAUAGGUUCGGAUGGUUCUACCAGCGCAACGGGUCCUUAGAAUUCGACGGGUCUUUCAACAUGAAUACCGGAGCUUCUGAUUUCUCCCGCCUAGGCAACAUUGAGCAGUGGCGCUUCUCCAACCGGACAGAUUAUAGGGAUGAGUGCGGAGUCGUAAAGGGCUCUACUGGUGAGCUCUGGGCUCCGGAGUUCGGACAACCAGAGGUCAAUGUCUUCGCUUCUGAUAUUUGCACAUACAUGACACUGACUAAAGAGAAGGAGGUGACAGUGGACGGCAUCACCGGCGUCCAGUACUCGGCCAACAACUCCGUGUUUGAUAACGGCCAUCAUUAUCCGCAUAUGGCGUGCUACUGCGAGGACAACGGCAUCCCGGCAGACUGCAUGCCGUCGGGCGCGCUCAACGUGUCGCAGUGCCGCUUCGGCGCGCCCGCCUUCGUGUCGCUGCCGCACUUCCUGCACUCCGACCCCUACUACCCCAGCAAGAUCGAGGGGCUCAAUGCCACUGAGGACAUGAACUUCCGCCUGGCGCUGGAGAUGUUCACGGGCAUGCCGCUGUCGGUGGCCGCGCAGCUGCAGAUCAACCUGCUCGUCAGACACGUGCCAUACUUCAACAUCAACAACGUGUUGUGGGACAGCGACGUGCUGGUCCCGAUGUUCUGGUUCCGGCAGGAGGUGGGCGUGACGCCCGAGUACGCGGCCCUGGCGCGCCAGGCGCUGCGCCUGCGCUACUGGGUGCCCUACGGACUGUACGCACUCACGGUAAUCGGCGUUUUUCUACUAAUGGGUGGUAUAUACAUAUUACUAAAUAAAAUAUUAAAAUCACCUGAAACCACGCCUAUACUAACACCAACAGAAUCCUCAUCACAGGAGUCUUAGUGACGAACUGGUACUUUAGUGCCAGCGAUACUAUUAGUGACAAGUGUACAUAGUUAUUUAUAUGUAUAUGCUAUAGUUUAGACGUCUCACCAUAGAGCUUUAAGUAAUAAGGCUGUAGAUGUCACUUGUUUUUAAGAUUUUGUCUCUUUUGUUCUUUGUAUAAUGUUAGAUGGAAAGAAAGAGAUAGAAUAUAAGCAACAUGAACUAUUCCUAUAAUAUUAACACUUAAUAUAGAUUCUAUAAGUAAAGUUGCCCUAUUAAGUAAUAUCUUAAGAGAAAACGAGUUGUUAAGCGAACUGAAACCUAAACUCAAUUAACAUAAGGUCCACUUUAACUCGUGUGUUUGGAUGUGUGCUGAGAUAUUGAAAGCUUAAUCAGUUCUAUAGCAGUAUUAUUUAAAGUCUAUGGUUGAUGAAAUCUAAAGAGAUCUAAAUGUGAACAAAAAUUUUGUAUCAUCAUGUAAAGCAAUCUUGUAUUAUUAUUCCAUUGCUGGCAAAUUUGGUGAUGUAAAUUGACUUAAAUAGCUUGUUACACAAAAUACGACCUUAACACUUAAUAUUUAAGAUACAUUUGAGAAGUCUAACCAAACUUGUAAACGGGUAUAUCUUUUUUAUACUGCAGAGCUUUUGUAUUUGUCAUUCAAUGGCGCGAAUUCUAUUUCUAUUUCAGAACUCUUCCCGACUCUUACUAACAUAUAAAAGAUGAGAAAGAUAGAAUAUACAAUUAGAAAUUUAUUUGCCAUGGUAACUGUUCCGCUCACCUAAUAAACAUUACAUGCGUAUACCUGUCCUUUUCUAAUACAAAUUUUCAUAAAGAGAUGGCAAUAGGAUUCAGUCCAUUGACUGUUUCGUUCUAAUGUUAAUAGUACCUUGUAUAUAAGUGAAGCAAUGGAUAUUUGCGUCUAUGUGGACCAAAGUUUCGUUAGUAAGAUGUAUGACUGUUGUAUUUUGUAUUUUUUUAAUAUUAUUAUGUCUAAAGUCAAUGGGGGCGUUGACUGUAUAUUAUGUAUAGAAAAAAUACUGUUUAAUUUCGUCAGGUACAUGAUAGAAAUAUUAGCUAUUUAGGUGCUUUGGAUAUGUAGCAACUAUUAUAGCAACGGGCCAGCCUUUUAUGUAUAUUUUAAAUCGACCGUGAACACAGAGCAUCUUGAGAUUGGAGUUCUUGUGAUCGUAAACCGUUUAUAGUUCCUACAUAUGCAGAGGACCGAAUUUGAGCUUUCAUAUUAUUUAUUUUCGGUUUCAAUUGAAACUAAGUAUGAGUCUAAUAUUUUAUUAAUCUACCUGACGGUAAAAUAAACUAAUUUGUCUACUAUCGCCUUCCAUAUUACAGCAGAGAUGAAGAGAAUUGAAUUAUUUGAUUAAAUUGAGCUUUAUGCCCUUUAGUUAAUGGCGAGUUUGCUGUGGCCACAUAUAAUAUUUCACUCUAAAGAAAUUUGAACCUUACGCCCUCGAGCUUAGGGUGAAUUUGCAAAAAAAUAUAGAACCCAGCUUCUCUUUACUCUGCCGUAAUAUGAAUUGACCGUUAGUACUAGUGUAUUGAGCUUCCUUUGUACAUCUUCCUAAAAUGCCAUUUAAAUCUUAGCAUAGCUCUUAUUUAACAAUAGUUAAAAAAAAAACAAAAAUUUGACUGCAUUCCAUUCGGCUUAGCGUAGGAUGUUUCAAACAACCAAUGGAAUCCCUUCAUUAAUUGAAGAUGUAAAUUUCACUUAACUGCAUUAGUCGUUACAGCUUGUAGCCUAAUCCUUAGAUUAACGCUUUUCACGUUUAAGUCUUUCCUUAAAAGUGCAAACUUAACGAUAACCAUGUCCUAAAUGAUUUCGGCGACGAUAGCUAGUCUCUCAAGACACCUGUCAGCUGCGGAACAGAAAAUAGUGCUCACGCGUGUACGGCAACACAACGACACUCCCUGUUCCCGCACUCACAUAGGCCUAUGUGUGCCUAUCUGAUACGAUGGGGGUAUAUCAAGUGUCGUAUGACGUGCCUUCCGAAACACGGAUAUUAUGAUAUUUAGGACUAAAAAGUCGUUGCGAGUCUUGAGGAUCAAACUUAACACUCAAGUUAUAAGUGCCUUGAAUUACGAACGGUAGUAAUACUAAAUUUGCAACAGCAGUAAUGCGAUAUAACUGCUAGAAUCUUAUUUGCUUUUUUACGAAUGUUAGUCAGCUUUUGAAAGCCUCAGCUUAAGAAAACAAGACUUUCACGAUUCAUAUUUUAAUUUGUCCAAACGUAGAGAAAUUGGUAUCUUAAUAUAUUCUAUGUGUAAAAAACAAAGAUGACUUCUAUUUUUCUUCUAUUUCUGUCGAACAACAAUAUAAAACAAUUAUUUUUUCGUACUAAAUUGUGCAACGGUCGACACGCUUGCCCUUCGCGUCAGCUUAUGAUUAAGGACUCCGGUUGGGUCCGAAACAAGUCGGGCUACCCCGAUAAAUACGCGUGAGUAAACCGUUGCAUCAUUUAGAUAAUAAUAUGAAUUACCCUCAAAUUUACUAAUAAAAAUAUAUUUUUACAUUUAGGAUUGGUUAUAAAACCCAUAGGUAUUUUUAUAAAUGGACAAGUAUACUGCGUUUAAUACGAACAAAGUGAUGUACCUUACAGUUUCCAGAGUUUUGUUUUUGUAUAAAGUGUGUUUUAUAUUAUAUUUUGUAAUAAAAGGAGCACAGGGUCCGCCAUGAUAAAUGCCUAUUAGAGAUGUUAACUAUUUUUGACCUCAGUUAGGUAAAUGUUUUAGGGUUCCUCACUCAUAGGGUAAAAAUGGAACCCUGUUACUAAGGCUUAGCUAUCCACCCGAUUGUCACCAGGCUGUAUCUCUUGUACCGUGAUAGCUUGGCAGACGACGGGUAAAGUCAUAAAUUUGAUGGGGAACAUUUUUUUUGUACGGAACCCUCAAUGUCCCAUGUCCGACUCGCACUUGAUCGGUCAGAACAUUAACGUCACAAAUUGCUACAAAAUGUAGCGCCGUAGAAACGUACCGAUCACCCACAACUUAAAUUCUUUAUCCAAAUGCUUUUUUUAAUCCAUAAAAAAUGAGAUUGCUCAUUAAUAUCUGUCAUCAUUGACAUAAAAAAAAGAAAGCGUUACGUGAUUGAUCGAGUCUUUGUUAAUUAAAUAAAUGAUUAUCACUAAUGAAGUGACUAGCUGAAACAAAAACCAGAUUUACUCUUGGUUAAAUUUUUAGAAUUUAGGUAUGACCUAGAUUUCUAGCUCACAUUUUAGGCCG